Messenger RNA from Leptopilina heterotoma, 3021 nucleotides. RefSeq lists its product as uncharacterized. Bases 1 to 2316 code for a protein of 771 amino acids. Gene Ontology annotation, molecular function: phosphatase activity. Gene Ontology annotation, biological process: dephosphorylation. NCBI's taxonomy places the organism in Eukaryota, Metazoa, Arthropoda, Insecta, Hymenoptera, Figitidae. The record is from RefSeq and is a predicted model, not a curated record. The transcript has 12 exons.
AUGGGGAGUUUAAUAAUAGAAUCACCUCUUGAGACCAAAGAUAAUCUAAAACAAAUGCAACCACCUCUUAAAAUCGAAAAUACUCUAAAGCAAGUCAGUGUGGUGUUUCGUCAUGGCGAUCGUACUCCAAUUUUACCACGUGAGACCUAUCCAAAUGAUCCUUAUAAAAAUCAUACAUUCAGUGAUGUACCCUUUUCUAUAUUAACUGAGAGUGGAAAACAAAGAGCUUACAGAUUGGGAAAAUAUCUCAAAACCACGUACAGUAAAUUUUUAAACAAUAGAUUUACACCAUACACAGUUGAAGCUCAAAGUACAAAUGUUAAUCGAACAAAAGAAACUCUUAAUUUUGUACUAAAGGCUUUAAAUUCUGAUAUUACGUUUCCAGAUAUAAUUACUAAGCCUGUAGACAACGAUUCUCUCCUAAUACCUUGUGAUCAAUAUUUUCUAGAUUACUUGAAAAUAAGUGCAGAAUUUAAUAUGAGGUUCGAUCAGAAAGUACAAAACUUUACGAGUGUUUUAUCAAACUUUAUUGGAAAAAAUAUUACUUCUGUCGGUCAAUUUCAUUCAUUGUAUUCAACAUUAGAAGUUGAAAAAUACCUUAAUCUUACAUUACCAUCAUGGACUAAGGACUUCUUUCCCGAUGGUACCUUAGUAAUGGGAUGCGGAUUGUCGUAUACAUUCUUUAACUACGAUGACAAUAUGAAGAAACUUAACGGAGGAAUGCUGAUUAGAAAAUUUAUAAAUGACAUGCUAGCUGUAAAAAAUGAAGAGAUGGGAAAUAAAUUAUUCCUCUACAGCGCACACGAUGUUACUGUUGUGGCCGUUCUGAAAGCUCUUGGAGUUUACUUUACUCAUGUACCAAAAUUUUCAAGUGCAGCUAUUCUAGAAUUGCAUCAAAUUAAGGAAGAUUAUUUUAUCAAGCUUGUCUACUAUUUAGGUGUACCAGAAAAAACAAUGGAUUUAACAAUUCCAAAUUGUAAAACUAUGUGUCCUUUAGAGGAUUUCAUUCGUUUAGUGGAAAAAGUUCUACCGCAAGAAUUGACCUACUCUUGUCCUCCAUUCGAGUUGAAAGAAGAAGAUUUAAUUUAUGAACAAGAACUUUCGAAUUACAUGAAACUAUUGAAAUUAUCAUUAUUAUUACAAUUGCUUUCAAUAUCAGGUGAUACAAACAAUCGCAUAGCAAUAAUGCAUCCUUUGGUUACCACUUUUUACAUAGUAGGGAAAUUAAUAGUGCAAUCACCUCCUGAGACCGAAGAUACUCUAAAAUUUGCCAGUGUGGUAUUUCGUCAUGGCGAUCGUACACCAAUUUUGCCACUUGAAACCUAUCCAAAUGAUCCUUAUAUAAAUCAUACAUUCAGUGAUGUACCCUUUGCAAUAUUAACUGAGAGUGGAAAACAAAGAGCUUACAGAUUGGGAAAAUAUCUCAAAACCACCUACAGUAAAUUUUUAAACAAUAGAUUUACACCAUACACAGUUGAAGCUCGAAGUACAAAUGUUAAUCGAACAAAAGAAAGUCUUAAUUUUGUACUAAAGGCUUUAAAUUCCAAUGUUACAUUUCCAGAUAUAAUUGCUAAGCCUGUAGACAACGAUCCUCUCUUAAUACCUUGUGAAGAAUAUCUUUUAGAAUUUUUGAAAGUGCAAGAUAGAGUUAAAGGGAAGUACAGUGCGUAUUUUCAAAAACAUAUGAAGAGUUUAACAGAGUAUACUGGCAAAAAUAUUACUAGAGCCCUUGAUUUACAUGCUUUAUAUACAACAUUCGAAACUGAAAAAUAUCAUAAUCUUACAUUACCAUCAUGGACAAAGGUCUUUAUUACCGAAGGAGUCUUGGUAAAGGGAUGUGCAUUGUCGUAUACAUUUUUCAACUACGAUGACAAUAUGAAGAAACUUAACGGAGGAAUGCUAAUUAGAAAAUUUAUAAAUGACAUAAUAGCUGUAAAAAAUGGAGAAUUGGCAAAAAAAUUAUUCCUCUACAGCGCACACGAUAUUACUGUUGUAGCCGUUCUAAAAGCUCUUGGAGUUUACUUUCCUCAUGUACCAAAAUUUUCAAGUGCAACUAUUCUAGAAUUGCAUCAAAUUAAAGGAGAAUAUUUUAUCAAGAUUGUCUACUAUUUAGGUGUACCAGAAGAGACAAUGGAUUUAACAAUUCCCAAAUGUAAAACUAUGUGUCCUUUAGAAGAUUUUAUUCGCUUAGUGGAAAACGUUCUACCGAAGGAAUUAACUCACUUUUGUUCUCCAUUAGAAUUGAAAGAAGAAGAUAUGAUUUAUAAACCGAUACUUUCAAAAUUCAAGAAAAUGUUUGCAUUAACCCUUACAUAAGAGACUGCUGCAUUCUUAUAUCUGUAAAAUUUCUCAGCAAAUACCAAAUUGAACAAUAAACCAAAAUGAAUCAUAACUCGAAUUUGAAUUUCACGCCAUUUUAACGUAAAUUUCCGCCAGAUGGCAAAUAAACUCUCUCGCAAACGAGAAACUUCUGGAUUGAGUAUAAAUAUUACCGACUAGUCGAGAACGAAUUAGAUUAAAUAAAUUCGUAAAUCAAGUUUAAAAAGAAACUCCGUAUCUACCGACAACCAACAUUUGUCUACAUAAGUUUAAUUAUAUUUUUAUUUAUUCUAUAAAAUGAUAUACUGUAAAUAUUAAUAAAUAUUUUAUUGAAUUACUAUCUACUUGAACUACUAUUAUCAUGUACAGAAUAAUUAUUUCAAUUCAGAAUUUAUAAUAAAGUUUGUAUUUUUAAAGUAAUUUUUCUUUAAAUGUUUAAUUGAAUUGCAUGGAGAAAGUUCAACGCCUGUGGCGCUCGUCACAUAAGGAUCAUUUGGUAGGAGAAACCGACCCGUGUCAAUGCUGUGCUUACAAGAAUGCAAAUCACUUAAAAAAGCGUAUCGCGAUAGCUGGUCGUAUGCAUUAAUUCUUAUGAGCAGUAAUUCUAAAUUAGCCCUCGUUUUCCAAGAAACACAAAAAUAAAUGUAAAAAUAUUUACUGUGAUGAGAAGGAGGCAAAAUAUUACUUUGGCAACUAUACGAU